AUGGCCACCAACGAGGGAGUCAAGGAUUCGCCGGCAAUGCCCAAAGCAGCCCCGAAGAGCAAGACCAAGACCAAGAAAAAGUCAUCCGAGACCGGGGAGCUCGACUACGACCGGGCUCAGCCUUUCGAUCCGAGAGAUGUGAGAGCGAUGGGAGCGCCGUGCCACGGCCAACACUUGGGCAAGAACUAUGCGAAUCAACACGCUGCUUGGAGCACAGGUACCCGUUGUGGACUUCGUCUACAGUAUGUCCCGCGAGCAGGAAAGACCGGCCUCCAUCGGGCUUCGGGUCCCCUCCUGCAGGACACACAGACUGUGAUCACCAAGGUUCCGGAAGAGAAGGAGACCUUGGAGUUCAAUCCUCGACUUCGCGAUCAGGCAGUGGAGAAAGUUCUUCCCAAGCAGGUCCCGGGCGCCAAGCCGAAGGAUCCUCCUCCGAACCGGGACAACGGGGCUCAUGGGAGCACGACUCCAGCGAUGAGCUCAAGCAAUGGUUCAGCAGUGCUCGUGGAGGACGACGAGCGUCCUUCCCUUCCAAAUCCAGGUGCCAGUCAGCCGGAUGCCAUGUCCAUCACUCCUCCCAACAAGCGCCAUCAAACAGCUCGUGCUGCUGAGAUGACUCGGUUGAAAUCCUUUUCGUAUGAUCAGUGUGAGAAGCUUCUCUUGCAGCUAGCGGCUGUGAAAGAGGCAGCAACGACCUCCAACCGGCAAGCCAUUGAGCCUGGAAAGAAUGGGUUGACUUCGGAUUCCCAGAGUUUUCAGGCUAAGGACAUGACGGAUGAGGGUGUCGGAAGUGCAGAUGAAAGUUCCAAUGCAGUGCUUUUGACCCAGGAUGUGCAAGACCGUCUCCGACUUUCCUGUGAAGAGGCAUGGGCCGAAGUGGAUCAGCUGAUUGAUGCUCAUGGUCGUGAUCAGUCCCGUGUUCAGGUUCUCGAGUUUGGUGGAUAUGCUGAUAGUUCAGAUGACACAUGGAGAUUGCGUGUGGAUCUCAGAGAGGAGCUCUUCAGUGUGGCGAGAUCGGGUGAUCUACAUGGAAUGCUCCAGACCUUUGUCUUCGGAGGUUCAUGGCUCAGUGAAAAUGGUGGACUCCGGGAGUUCGGUGUUUGCCAUGACUGCCAAGAAGGCGCAUCAGACAAGCUCUUGGCUGUUGCUGCUGAGUUUAAGUGCGAUGUUUGCCUUGAAAACCAGAUACGGUCUUCAACCCCAGCAGUGAGCCUUCGCCGUAAGGAUCGACUUUGGUGCACUCUUCAAAUAGAUGGCUUCUACAUGCGUUUUGGUCAGGAUGUUUUCCACUACUUGCUCAUGGUGGAUGAGGCAUCGGGCUUUUGCGUCAUGGAAGAGAUGCUGAGACAUAAGGGUUCAGAAAUGCGGCAAAUGACUACGGCUCAGGUGUGCAAAGUGCUGGAGCUACGAUGGUGCCAGAUGUUUGGUUUUCCCGAACGUAUUCGGCUCGAUCCUGAAGGGGCUUUUCGAGGGCUCGAUCUUGGUGAUUACUGUGCAUCCCGAGGUGUCGAGUUGACUUUUGUUCCCGCAGAGUACCACGAAGGGAUCUCCGAGGUGGAACGCUCUAUCGGGACAAUUAGACGUAAAGUAGAGACAUUCAUGCGUGCUGAACAGUUCCAUCCUACUCGAGUGGCAGCCCAAAUGGUAGCGGCCCACAACUCAUUGGCACGUUCGUCAGGUUGGUCACCAGCUCAAUGGGCCUUUGGACGUGAUGUGACCACUACUGGACAUAGCCGUGAACGAGAUGGGGAGGUCUGUGCUCAAAGUGCAAUGGCAGAUCCUACGGGUAGCAUGCAUGAUGCACUUCAAAUCCGCACCAGGGCCGAGAAGGCUUUCCUAGAAUAUCGAGAACGAGAACUGAUGUCCCGCGCCAUCAACAGCAAAACCAGGCCCGUGAAGCAGUUCCUGCCAGGCGAUUUGAUCUUUUAUCAGCGGUGCCAAGUUCCUCAGGAUACCCCUGCCAAUGUCGUGGUCGAUCGUGUCAAACGUGACGAGCCAGAGACCCCGGAAGAUGAUGAGAUGGAAAUGAUUCCAGCUUUGCCUCCAACCUCCUCAGCUGCGAUGAUGAGUUCCCAUCCGGACAUGGACCAGAAUCACGACUUUGUCUUUCACGCUUCAGAUGCGGAUCGGCGUGAUGAUGUUCAGGUGAGCGAGGAGUCUUCGCGACUCCGGUUCCUGAACUCAGUCAAGCACUUGGACUGUGCCCAGCGCCUGACUACCGACAGUUGCGUCUGGAGGAUUCGAGAUGCCUCCGGCACCGUAAUCGGUCUGGUAUCAUCUCAUGUGGAUGAUUUCCUCAUGGCUGGGGACACGUCAUCUCAGGCAUGGCAAACCUUCCUCAAGAAAUUCCAAUCGGCGCACGAAUGGUCUCCUUGGCAGUACGGUGCAUUCAAGCAUUGUGGAGUGCAAAUCAUGCAGCAUCCUGACUACUCAAUCUCCAUUGAUCACUCUUCUUUCUGCCAGGAAUUGAAGCAAAUGGAUCCCAUCAAAGAGAGUCGGAAACUCCGUCCUGAAGAACUAAGUCAGGUUCGUGCGAUUUUGGGGUCCAUACAAUGGAGAGUUUAUCAAAGUGCGCCGCAGCAUGCUGCGAAGCUCAACUACCUGCAAUCCUUGGUCGCGUCUCAAGAUGCAAGCAUCGUGGAUCAGGUAAACAAGUUGGUUAGAGAGGUUUUCUCCGCGAGAAGCUUGUCUGUGCAGGUACAAGCUCUUGGAGCGGAGAGCGCUGAGGAUCUGUGCAUGGUCGGGUGGUCAGACGCCUCUCUGGCGAAUAGACCGGACUUCUCCUCCACCGGUGGCUACAUCAUCGCCUUGAUGAACAAGAAGGCUUUUGAGGACGGUGUCGGGCGUGUGAACCCAGUUUCCUGGCGCAGCGGUAAACUUCAUCGUAUCGCCCGAAGUAGCCUUUCCGCAGAAUCUCAAGCACUUGCCGAUACGGAGCAAGAGCUGUUCUAUGCUCGGUUGGAGUGGAGAGAGAUGUUGGGUGAUGAUCUCUCACCUGGCAAUUAUGAGACAGUGUCCCACCAGAUGCCGGGCAAUUACGAAAGCGUGGCACGAAGAAUGGCAGGAAGCCAUGAGGGUGUCGCGCGGAGAAUGCCAGGCUAUUUGAUUGUGGAUGCCAAGGCGAUGUACGACACGCUCUCCAAGGGUGUCCUCGUCUCUAGCCAGAAGGAUAAGUACACCGGGCUUGAGCUACUUGCACUGAGCCAGCACUUGGAGGCACAGCAGACCACUCUACUGUGGUGUGACUCAGACCAUCAAUUAGCCGAUGGCCUCACUAAGGCUAGUAAGCAAGAUGUGCUGAAGCG
This is a messenger RNA of Symbiodinium pilosum, 3305 nucleotides long. NCBI's taxonomy places the organism in Eukaryota, Dinophyceae, Suessiales, Symbiodiniaceae. The record is from the annotation of a GenBank genome assembly.